Rangifer tarandus platyrhynchus (Svalbard reindeer) is the source of this 630-nucleotide messenger RNA. The record is from the annotation of a GenBank genome assembly. Lineage: Eukaryota; Metazoa; Chordata; Mammalia; Artiodactyla; Cervidae.
AUGCGAGCAGCAGCCAUCUCCACAUCAAGGUUAGACAAGAUGCCAGGCAUGUUCCUCUCUGCCAACCCAAAGGAACUGAAAGGAACUGAUCAUUCACUUCUAGACGACAAAACGCAGAAAAAGAGACCCAAGACUUUUGGAAUGGAUGUGAAAGCAUACCUGAGAUCUAUGAUCCCACAUCUGGAAUCUGGAAUGAAGCCUUCCAAGUCCAAGGACCUGCUCUCUGCUGAUGAAGUGAAGCAGUGGUCUGAAUCCCUGGAGAAACUUCUUGCCAACCAAACUGGUCAAGACGUCUUUGGAAAUUUCCUGAAGUCUGAGUUCAGUGAGGAGAAUAUUGAGUUCUGGCUGGCUUGUGAAGACUAUAAAAAAACAAAGUCUGAUCUUUUGCAUUGCAAAGCGGAGAAAAUCUAUAAGGCAUUUGUGCAGUCAGAUGCUGCCAAACAAAUCAAUAUUGACUUCCGCACUCGAGAAUCUACAGCCAAGAAGAUUAAAGCACCAACACCCACGUCUUUUGAUGAAGCCCAAAAAAUCAUAUAUACUCUUAUGGAAAAGGACUCGUAUCCCAGGUUCCUCAAAUCAAAUAUAUACUUAAAUCUUCUGAAUGACCUUCAGGCUAAUAGUCUAAAGUGA